Mesocricetus auratus (golden hamster) is the source of this 2603-nucleotide messenger RNA. RefSeq names its product RBPJ interacting and tubulin associated 1 (gene Rita1). The coding region runs from base 451 to 1227 and encodes 258 amino acids. Lineage: Eukaryota; Metazoa; Chordata; Mammalia; Rodentia; Cricetidae. The record is from RefSeq and is a predicted model, not a curated record. The transcript is spliced from 4 exons. Gene Ontology annotation, biological process: Notch signaling pathway; negative regulation of Notch signaling pathway; nuclear export. Gene Ontology annotation, cellular component: cytoplasm; nucleus. Gene Ontology annotation, molecular function: tubulin binding.
GUACCAUCUGCGCAGGGGCGGGGACUAGGGACAUACCACCUGCGUAGUGGCGGGCUGUCUCUCCUGUUGCCCAGCGCGGGAUGCGCGUGGGCGCAUGUCGCUGUGGCACCUCUGCGCUUGCUGUGCUGUGAGGGGAUUUGUGGCGGAGCCGGAGCUUGCUGGCCAGAGGCCCCAGUAGGAAAAUCGCCGGGCACGGAGUUCCGGUGAUGCCUGCACUUUCAGCUUUGUAGACUGACUGAUGCAUGAUUUUCUGCUGUUUGGAGCCUGAGUUGUGGUCGGGAAAAUGGAUUUAAUCUGAGAGACCGAACGGGGCUAUUGACGAGAACUAGAACGCACUACAUUUGCAAAGUAUUUUGCGCAAGGGAGCCCCGGAAAAAAGACCACACCCACCGGCACUCUCGACGACCAAGGCAGUGAAGAUCCUGGUGGAGCUGGCCGGCUUUGAGUGGCAUGCAGGCGCUCCACCUUCAACACCGCAGCCCCAGCAGUUACAGGGUCAAGGCCAGGGCAUCCUAUGUGGAUGAGAGCCUGUUUGGCAGCCCUACGGGAACCCGGCCCAGCCCACCAGACUUUGACCCACCCUGGGUGCAGAACUGUCACAGGUCGAGAGGAGUGGGCCCAGGACCACCGAAGGUCUCUCUGGUGAAGAGAGACUGUGAGCCCACCCCCUCUAGGGGCAGCACCCCAAGCCUCACACCAAGGAAAAAGAACAAAUACAGGUUGAUUGGCCACACCCCAUCCUACUGUGAUGAGUCACUGUUUGGCUCCCGGCCACAGGGCCUCAGCAAAGAGGGGUCUCGGACAGCCAUGGGGGAUGCUGCCAAGCUCCGGACCCUUUUCUGGACACCACCAGCCACCCCUAGGGGCAGCUACUCACCUCGUCCCAGGGAGACCCCUCUUCGAGCCAUUCACCCCGAUGGACCCUCCAGGACAGAGCCCAGCAUGACCACAGGCUCCCAGAAGACACCCCAGGAGGGGUUGGAUGCUCCCCACUCUCUGGGGCAGAGGCGUUCCCAUUCACUCACCCACCUGAGUGUCCCCAGCAUGGGUCAUCCAGCUGCCGGUACCCCCCAGACCAAUGGACCUUGGAGUUCCCGGCCUUCCACAUCAAGGAUGACUGCCCGGAGUCCCCUGGUCACUCCCAAGGCACGGUCAGGCAGUGUUUCAGGGCCAGCUGCUCCUCAACGAGGGGCCAGCUCCCCUAAACCAAAACCUCCUUGGAAAUGAGGCUCUCACCAGGAUCUACCAAGUAUCCACAGAGGGCGGAGCACUUCGGGGACAAGGACUGGGUGGACAGGUUCCCCGCCAGCAAGGAUCCUGUGGCUCUCAGUGGACUCUGUCUGUAGCAUUUGUUUUGUAGUACUGGACCCUGUGCAAACUAGGCGGGUGCUGAGCCACCCUAGCCGUGUCCCUAGCCACACAGCCUCCACUGGGACCCAUGAAACAGGCACUAGCCACACAGCUCCUGUGCCCGGAGGGCACUGUGGUCAGUGUGAGAGAGGUCUGCUUGCUUUUCUCUGACCAGGCUUGGCCUUAAACUGUCUGGCAAGAACCCUCAGCUCUCCAGGCCCGCACAGGUCAAGGCCAGGUGCCACCCAUGUCAACAGCAAGUGGGUGGGGCCAUACAGGCUCCCACUUCGGGUCAGGACUUUAUCUAGACCUAGCUGGGGGCUCAGACACAUUCAGUAAUGGUGUCUCAUUAACCCUCCCACUAUGGUCCCACGACAGACAUUGCAGUCUGUCUUCCUCCUGGUUAGAUACAAACUCAGAAAGGCCAACUGAUGUCAGGUGACACACCUGAUGAGUGACACCAGUUUGGAACCUGCAGAUGACAAUGAGGACUGUCUAUGCUUCCCCGCCUUAUCCGGGAGCCUGGCACCUUUUGGGUGCUAGGUGGACGCUGAGUGACAGUGGUCGGGGUGGACUCCCCACUGAACUCGGAGCAGGCAGGAGCCGAGCCAGCCUGGAGGCGGCGACCACAGGACUGGAUAUCAGAUGGAACCACAUUCUCCUGGAUGGCUCUGGCUUUCAUCAGUUUCCCACUUUUCCUGUCUUCCCACCCGGCACCCCCACCCCCGUGGACCUCCCUCUGGGACAUGCCCCUUGAGGCAAAGGGUCUCCAGAGAGGCUCAUACCUAGGCCAUCCUGGGCAACUCCUACCCCACUCCCAUCCCUCCUAACCCUCAGGGGGAACCCCUGGCACAUACCUGCUUCUCGCUCAUCUCCAUGUCGUAUUUCUGGAUCCAGUUCUCAAUUUCUGUCUCCACUUUAUAUUUUUUCUUAAACAAAAGCAAAGUCCAGGGCCAGUGGGUAGGUAGACACUUAGGACUUGAGUCUAAUCCCCUGGUCCCGCAAGGUGGCAGGAGAGCACUGACGACAGAGCUGUUCUCUGACCUCCACACAUGUAUCGUGGUACAUGUACACACACACACACACACACACACACACACACACACACACACACACACACAGUUUAAAGGGUCAGCUCCUAGCUGGGGGUAUGGCUCAGAACCUUUGCUUAGCAUGAAUGAAGCCCUAAAUUUAAAAAUUAAAUAUACAGCUGGGCAGUGGUGGCACUUUAGUCCCAGCACUCGGGAGGCAGA